Messenger RNA from Menidia menidia (Atlantic silverside), 4620 nucleotides. Lineage: Eukaryota; Metazoa; Chordata; Actinopteri; Atheriniformes; Atherinopsidae. The record is from the annotation of a GenBank genome assembly.
UGUUCCUCCGCUGUACAACCAUUUGCUAGCGUUUUGUACUGCAUUGUUGGGGGGUGAAAUGCAUGGCUUUAAAACAGCAUAUUAGAUUUAUGAUAUGCAUUUUAUAAUCGAUUAUUUGAACAUGGCCAAUUACCACAUGCAUUACGAGUCUACAGAUGUUUCCUUGAAAUGGCGAUGCUCGGAUCUAGUUUCUUCCAAAAACGAGUUCCACCCUACUCGCCAUUUUAUGUUUUAUAGCUGCUUUGUUGGAACGAGGAAACCAGCUACAACCUGAAAAUAGCGCGAAAAUUUUCCAUGAAACGUAGUAAUAGUAACAACGUCAUCAUUUUUUAAUUUUAUUUAGUUCCAUACUUACUAUUACAUUAGCACACAUUUUUUAAUUUUGUGCUUUAUGGAGUAGGAAGCCCACAGAUUAGACAAGCUAACCGGUCCUUGCUUCUGAGACAACGUGUUAGCUCUCUGCAAACGAGGAAGGCGAAAGUCGGCUGUAAUUUUUCCCUGAUAUCUAUUAUCUACCAGAAGACACAUUGACGACCACCGUGCAAGACACGAAAACUGAGGAGAUGGCGAGCUCGGUGGGAAAUGUGGCUGACAGCACAGGGUUGGCUGAGCUGGCGCACCGGGAGUAUCAAUCCGGGGAUUUUGAGGCAGCUGAGCGCCACUGCAUGCAGCUGUGGAGACAGGAGCCUGAUAACACAGGCGUGUUGCUGCUCCUAUCAUCCAUCCACUUCCAGUGCAGAAGACUUGACAGGUCUGCUCAUUUUAGCACCUUGGCCAUCAAACAGAACCCAAUGCUUGCAGAGGCCUACUCAAAUCUGGGGAAUGUGUACAAGGAGCGCGGACAGCUGCAGGAGGCUAUAGAGCAUUAUCGCCAUGCUCUGAGACUGAAGCCAGACUUUAUUGAUGGAUACAUCAACCUGGCAGCAGCUCUGGUGGCUGCAGGAGACAUGGAGGGAGCAGUGCAGGCCUACGUGUCUGCUCUCCAGUAUAACCCGGAUCUAUAUUGUGUGCGUAGUGACCUUGGCAAUUUGCUUAAAGCCCUCGGGCGUUUGGAAGAGGCUAAGCCAGCCGUGACCACCACUCUGACAAAGUCCAAAAAUAUGGCUUGUUACCUGAAAGCCAUUGAGACUCAGCCCAACUUUGCAGUGGCUUGGAGCAACUUAGGUUGUGUAUUCAAUGCCCAGGGAGAAAUAUGGCUUGCCAUACACCAUUUUGAAAAGGCAGUGACUCUGGAUCCAAAUUUUCUCGACGCAUACAUCAACUUGGGCAACGUUUUGAAAGAGGCCCGCAUCUUUGACAGAGCUGUGGCUGGAUACUUGAGAGCCUUGAGUCUCAGCCCCAACCAUGCAGUUGUCCAUGGAAACCUGGCCUGCGUCUACUAUGAGCAGGGUCUCAUUGACCUGGCCAUUGACACCUACCGCCGUGCGAUUGAAUUGCAGCCCCACUUUCCUGAUGCAUAUUGCAAUUUGGCAAAUGCCCUAAAGGAGAAAGGCAAUGUGUCGGAGGCAGAAGAGUGCUACAACACAGCUUUGCGUUUGUGCCCGACUCAUGCUGACUCCCUUAACAACUUGGCCAAUAUAAAGCGUGAGCAGGGCAACAUUGAGGAGGCAGUUCAGCUCUACAGAAAAGCCUUGGAGGUGUUCCCAGAGUUUGCAGCUGCUCACUCUAACCUGGCCAGUGUCCUACAGCAACAGGGGAAGCUGCAAGAAGCCCUCAUGCAUUACAAGGAGGCUAUAAGAAUCAGCCCCACCUUUGCUGAUGCUUAUUCCAACAUGGGCAAUACACUGAAGGAGAUGCAGGAUGUACAGGGAGCGCUGCAGUGCUACACCCGUGCCAUCCAGAUAAACCCAGCUUUCGCUGAUGCGCACAGCAAUUUGGCCUCAAUUCACAAGGAUUCUGGAAACAUCCCAGAAGCCAUUGCCUCUUAUCGUACAGCCCUGAAACUCAAGCCAGACUUCCCUGAUGCUUAUUGCAACUUGGCACAUUGCUUACAGAUUGUGUGUGAUUGGACAGAUUAUGAUGAGCGGAUGAAAAAACUAGUGAGCAUUGUGGCUGACCAGCUGGAAAAGAACCGCUUGCCCUCAGUUCACCCACACCACAGCAUGCUGUAUCCACUGUCCCACAAUUUCCGCAAAGCCAUCGCUGAACGCCAUGGGAACCUAUGCCUGGACAAGAUUAAUGCACUGCAUAAACCUGCUUUUGAGCACCCCAAGGAUCUGAAGGCCAGUAGUGGGCGACUGCGUAUUGGCUACGUCAGCUCUGACUUUGGGAACCACCCAACUUCCCACCUGAUGCAGUCCAUUCCUGGAAUGCACAAUCCUGAGAAAUUUGAGGUGUUCUGCUAUGCCCUCAGCCCUGAUGACAGCACUAACUUCCGUGUGAAAGUGGUAGCAGAAGCUCAUCAUUUCACAGACCUCUCUCAGAUCCCUUGCAAUGGCAAAGCUGCUGAUCGAAUUUACCAAGAUGGAGUCCACAUUCUAGUUAACAUGAACGGGUACACUAAGGGAGCCCGAAACGAGCUGUUUGCUCUUCGUCCGGCUCCCAUUCAGGCUAUGUGGCUUGGUUACCCUGGAACCAGUGGUGCUCCCUUCAUGGAUUAUAUAAUUAGUGACAAGGAAACAUCGCCUGUGGAUGUUGCUGAACAGUACUCUGAGAAGCUCGCCUACAUGCCCCAUACUUUCUUCAUUGGAGAUCAUGCUAACAUGUUCCCUCACCUCAAGAAAAAGGCAGUGAUCGAUUUCAAGUCAAAUGGACACAUCUUUGACAACCGCAUAGUUCUUAACGGGAUUGAUCUGAAAGCCUUCUUGGACAGUUUGCCAGAUGUCAAAGUUAUUAAGAUGAAAUGUGACAACAACCAAGAAGCUGCUGGGGACACAAAUGGAGCUCUGUCUAUGCCCGUUAUCCCCAUGAACACAGCAGCUGAGGCGAUCAUCAACAUGAUAAAUCAGGGCCAAAUCCAGGUCACAAUCAACAGCUUCACAGUCAGCAAUGGUCUGGCCACAACACAGAUCAAUAACAAAGCUGCAACUGGGGAGGAAGUACCACGGACUAUCGUGGUUACAACCCGCUCCCAGUAUGGUCUCCCAGAGGACUCCAUCGUCUACUGCAACUUCAACCAGCUCUACAAGAUUGACCCCCCCACCCUUCAAAUGUGGGCCAAUAUCCUGAAACGUGUGCCCAACAGUGUGUUGUGGCUUCUUCGUUUCCCGGCGGUUGGUGAACCCAACAUACAGCAAUACGCUCAGAACCUGGGUCUGCUUGCCUCUCGCAUCAUUUUCUCUCCAGUCGCUCCCAAGGAAGAGCAUGUGAGAAGAGGCCAGCUGGCUGAUGUGUGCCUCGACACUCCUCUGUGCAACGGUCACACUACAGGCAUGGAUGUUCUCUGGGCUGGAACUCCCAUGGUAACCAUGCCUGGAGAGACGCUGGCUUCCCGGGUGGCUGCUUCACAACUAAGGUGUUUGGGCUGUCCUGAGCUUAUUGCCCAAAGUCGCCAGGACUAUGAGGACAUUGCAGUAAAACUGGGCUCUGACAUGGAAUACCUGAAGCUGAUCAGAGCACGUGUUUGGAAACAGAGAAUCUGCAGCCCACUUUUCAACACCAAACAGUACACAAUUGACCUGGAAAGGCUCUAUCUGCAAAUGUGGGAGCACCACAGCAAUGGCGGCAAGCCAGACCACCUGGUCAAAUUCCAAACAGUAGAGAUCAGUGAGAACGCCUGAACUGACAGCGCACCUCCUCUUGAGUGCAUCAAAGCUGUUUUUAACCAUUAUCAACAACCUAGUUUGAAUGGUCAGUUUCCACUCCAUUUCCCUGUCAUUUACUCCUAAUGGGACUCUCACCAGGAGCCUACACAUUCAUAUUUGUCACCCAUAAAAUAAUUUGUUGAAUCAUCUGCAUCACCUGAGCCAGAUUGAGCCUGACACUUUCAGGUGCCUUGUCUGAGACUCUUGUCUUUAAACAUUCUAUAUGUCUUUGAGCAUGAGAGGAUUGUGAAUGCCCUGCGACCCCAUCAGUACUUGGCACAGUGGACUACUUCAUUCUUUAAGUGUGUGGACAGAACUAACUUCAGCUCAUGGAAAGAAUACCCAGCCAUCAUUACUUGUUGAUCUAUUUAUAAAUGGAUUAAGAGUGUUGUGCAUUUUAAAAUGAGUGUUGCACCAUUAAAGUUAUAACUGGCUCAAGUGUCAUCAGCUUUAACAUGCAAUUGUGAACCAUAAAUUGCAUCGGAUCUUAAGUUUCUCUUGCGCUGUCCUUGAAUGGCUGCAACAAAUAGAUGUAUACGUUUUGACAAACUAGUCUGAAUUCUUCCCCUCAACAAAUGCCAACUUUUAAUUUUGUCAGUCAGAGAAUAUGUUCUGUAGGUACUGUCCUUUUUGCUGUUUGCGGUUGUAUAUAUGGCGGGACAUUUAACAAGAAAAUUAAGUCCAUUAAGAGGAGCUGAAAUUGCAGUUUUGUCAGAGCUGGUCUUUUUGUUUAUUUUUUUCCUUUUGUUUUAAAUGAAACCGGGAACGUACUAGGUAAGUAUUUUCUGAGCUGUUUUUUUAAUUGUCUGUUAACUUUAUGCUGUUGGUGAUGCUCCGAGUCUCUAUCUAUAAUAAAAAAUAGAGAUUGCACAAGUCA